Messenger RNA from Tripterygium wilfordii, 2096 nucleotides. Its product is annotated as probable GMP synthase [glutamine-hydrolyzing]. Gene Ontology annotation, molecular function: DNA-3-methyladenine glycosylase activity. NCBI's taxonomy places the organism in Eukaryota, Viridiplantae, Streptophyta, Magnoliopsida, Celastrales, Celastraceae. The coding region runs from base 702 to 1835 and encodes 377 amino acids. The record is from RefSeq and is a predicted model, not a curated record. The transcript is spliced from 6 exons. Gene Ontology annotation, biological process: base-excision repair.
AAACUACGAACUCCCAACCCCAUUCUUGGCUUCCUCUCUCUUGCACUCAUUCGCUACCACUACUACGUUUCUCUGUCCUUUGCUCUCGUUCUAGAGAGAGAAACUCAACUUCCAUAGAUCGGCAAUUCUCUCUCGGGAGUCUCCGAUCAGCUCUCGCAGGAUGGAAUCUCUGAGCUCCGAGGCUGAUUUUGAAUACACUAAAAAUCCCCUUCUCUGUGUGUGUAUGUUCGUAUAAGAUUCAAGCUUUGGUCAAAAGGGCUCUUCAUUUCUACAUUAUUUUUUGGAGUGUCACAAUUUUUGUGGUUGUUUGAGGCUUCGAGCUGAUUUGAGUUGGAAUGAGUGAGGGUUUUUGAUGGGUUUUCUGUGGUGGAUUUGACUGAAAUCUAGGACUAGUACUAAGUUUCAAUUUGAUGGUGUUUGGGUGGAAAGCCAAGAUCUGUGCUUGGUGCUGCAAGGGACUUGUUGAUGAUUGGUGUUCACUACAAGUGGAUAACUUUUGGUUGAUUUAAGGGCUCCGUGCUGAUUUGAACUCCAUUAUCGGUAAAGAUGGGGGAAUCAGUGGAUUCUGGUAUUGGAUUUUAUAGGACGUUGAGGGUUAGUUAGAAACACCCAUAUUGGUAAGCUUUGAAACUUUGAGCUGCUGCUGAGGCCGCAUAGCCUUCGUCGGUUCAAAAUCUUUGUUGGAAAGGAGGGCUUUUAGGAUGUCUGGAGCACCUAGGGUUAGGUCCAUGAAUGUUGCCGAUUCAGAGACCAGGUCUGUCCUUGGACCUGCAGGUAACAAGGCUGGGUCAUUGAGUGCCCGAAAACCUGCCUCAAAGCCACUGAGAAAGACUCAAAAAUCACCCGAGGACGUUAUGGUGGCUGAAGAGAAGAAAACACUUGCAUCUACUACUGUCACUACGGCUUCAUCUCCUAAAGCUCAUUCAGUUCUUCGGCGCCAUGAGCAAUUAUUGCAUUCAAAUUUGUCACUGAAUGCUUCAUGUUCAUCUGAUGCCUCUACAGAUUCCUUCCAUAGUCGGGCAUCUACUGGCAGGUUAACACGGUCAUUUAGUACAGGAAGUAGGAGGAAGCAGAAUGUUUCAAAGCCAGGGAGUGUUGCUUCAGAUGGUUUUUUAGAAUCUUCUUCGAUUGAUGGCUCUUCAAACAAGAGGAGGUGUGCUUGGGUGACGCCAAAUACUGAGCCGUGUUAUGCUGCUUUCCAUGAUGAAGAGUGGGGAGUUCCAAUACAUGAUGACAAGAAAUUGUUUGAGCUUCUUGUCCUUUCGGGUGCUUUGGCAGAACUUGCUUGGCCUGCCAUUCUCAGCAAAAGACACAUAUUCCGGGAAGUCUUUUUAGAUUUUGAUCCUGCUGCGGUCUCCAAAUUGAAUGAGAAGAAGCUUAUGGCACCAGGAAGCACUGCGAGCUCCCUUUUAUCAGAACUUAAACUGCGUGCUAUCAUUGAGAAUGCAUGCCACAUGUCUAAGGUGAUAGAAGAGUUUGGGUCAUUUGACAAAUACAUAUGGAGUUUUGUCAACUGCAAGCCUAUAGUUGGUAAAUUCCGGUACCCUCGUCAGGUUCCAGUGAAAACUCCCAAAGCAGAUGUAAUAAGCAAAGACCUGGUGAGAAGGGGAUUCCGCAGCGUAGGCCCCACUGUUGUCUACUCAUUUAUGCAGGUAGCUGGUAUAACAAAUGAUCAUCUCAUCAGUUGCUUCAGAUUCCAGGAAUGCGUAAAUGCAGCAGAAGGGAAGGAAGAAAAUGGCAUCAAUGUUGCAGCAGACACAGAGAGAAGACCAGAUGGAGUGAUGGAAUCUGAAUUGUCCAUAGCUAUGGAUGGAUUGAGCUUCUCAUCAGAGUGAUAAACUUGUGUAUCUUUGGUGGAAAGUGGAAACAUUGACUGAUUCACAGCUACGCUUCCGGGUCGUAAUGAAAGAAGAUUUUCUGUAUAAAUUUCACAGAUUCCUUGUGCAUCAUGGAUUUCUGGAUUGUAGAUUAUCAGAAGUUGAUGUCAAUAGACUGAUGAGCAUGCUUAAUGUUAAUGUAUUAAUUUUUGUACAGUUGCAAGAGUUAGCUAGGAUUAGCUCACAAAACAUAGACCCAAUCUUUGAUUGAUUAGACCA